AUGCUGGUUCAGGCUCCCCGCCUGACGAGUUCACUCAGAGGUCAUUACGACGUCGACCAGGCGUACUUGGAGAGGAGAACUCUCCUCAGAGAUUACAAGAGUCAAAGGUUCCAUUCUUGUUUUCUUCUUCUGCGCACUUUUUGUUCAGGAAAGUUGUUCGUUAUCGAAUUUUCCUGCUGAACGGAAACUUGUUUUAGGCGUUUCUAAAUUUUUCAUUAGCUUUUUCUCCUUUUUUGUGUACUUGUUUUAUUGUAUCAGAUCGAAUGCUGAUUCAGAACUUGCUCAGAAGCUGGUCCAUGGAUGGGACGAAGGUAUGCUAUUGAUCUAUACAAGCUGUUAAAACUAUUUAUACAUAGUAUGAGUGUGGGAAAUCAUUUUAUUUGCUAAAGAAUCACCACCAACGGGAUCUUUCCCUACCUUGCCUGUAGUCCCGUUUUGAGUAUUAAUUCUUACUACUAGUUUUCUCAUGCUUAAACUAGUAUGAAACUCCACUAACGUUCGAGUGGCAAGGAGAUGAAAAUGAAUUCGGAUUUUAACUAAUCAGUGUGCAACUUGGUUUUUUAGUUGGAUGAGAUGGUAAUUUUGGAGUUUUUUUUUUGAAAUUUCUUACUCAGAGAAGGAAGAAAAGAAAAGGGACGAAACUAUUGUGAUUUUCCAUUUCUGUCAAACUAGGAUCUUGAUCUUCUUGAUCAGGUCUUCACCCUCCCUUCUCACUGGAGCCACCUAGAAAAUCCCAUUAGAGUAGAUUCAUGAAAAGUCUUACUUCAAUUCACCUCUACACCGGUUUAAAUACUGGUUACAUCUAUAGUGGGCCAAGCCCUCUUAUUUUGAGGAAAGAAAGGGAGAGCCCAUUAAGUAAUCCAUAACUGACUCACCUAAGGGCCCAAAUGGAAGAGAGACAUUACAAUAACGAGAUCCUAGCUUGUCUGACAAUUUUCGUUUUUAUGUUGUUGUUAUUUCAUAAAAGAAGCACAUGCUAUCCAUAUUGGGAACCUUUUUGGCAAAAGUCUGUCAAAAUGGAUGCUGGUUCAACUUUCACAAACUAUUGGCAAUGUGCCAUACCUGUUUUCAGCUGACACAAUGCACCUAAAACUUUGGUCUCUAAUGUUUCGGAUCUUUUACAUUCCUGCACAUCACGGACCUGGGUUUUUGUGGCCGUAUUUUCUAGAAUGGAAACCUACCAUUUUUCAAUUUUUUGAUAUUCUCAAAAUAAUCAUCAAGAAAAUAAACAUCAUUAGCAACCAUUUCUCUAGGAAAGUAGCCUCUAAAGAUGAACGUUCCUAGCUGGUUUGUGACAUAAUCUGUAGAAGAAGAAAAGGAUGCAACUGUGUGAGUAUUGAGGGUUAUUCAAAGCUUUGUAAGCUAAAUGACUUUGGAUGACGGAUGAAAAGUACUCUUUGUACUAUAGGUUACGAAGGUAAAGUAUUAUAUUUGAUAUUAUUAAUGAUGAAUUCAUCCGUUUAUCAUGUCCUUUUUAUCCCAUCCUAUCAAGAAACAUUAUUUAUCAAGAGGACUUAAUCUCUGCUGCUUCUCUUUUUUAGAAUAUGAAUAGUUGAUCUCCCAGAUUUUGAGUGGAUCAUUGGCGGAAUGAACAUUCACUACCUGAGAAAUUUCUUAAUUUGUUAUGGUUAUCUUGAUAUGAAGAAGAAAUCAAUUUAUAAUUUGAUAGGGAGGUCGAAAAAUUAAUGCUAAACAUUGAGUUUGUAGAAAUACGUCUAAUAAAGAAGCAUGAUAAUUUAUGGCUCUCUACCAGGUCUUUUUUGCAUUCAGCUCAAUAAUGUCUUGUUGGGAGACAAAGUUGUGGAGAUGGAUUCCUCGGAGGAACCUCUCUGUAAAAUCCAGUUUAAUCCUCAUGAAGGAGCUGUAGGUUUUGUGGAAUAAUUUAUUUAAGACCCUUCUCUUCCAAUCAACCAUUGUUUUUCUUUAGAAACUGGCUUAUAAAUUACCAUACAUAGUGAGACACUGGAUAAUUUUGAACCAAGAUGUCUAGUAACUGGUGUUUUUCUGUGGUACUUUUACUGUUGGAAAAGUUGUCUUCAAACCUAGAGUGCUAUGAUACAUCACCUCGACAAUCACCCUUCGCAUCUUGACAAUUUAUUAUAUUUCCUUUAUCAUACCAUCAUUUUUUUCGGGAAAAUGACUAUCUUUCUUUCUAUGUGUUAUUCUAUUUGGAGAGAAAUAAGCUGAUAUAGUACAUAUGCUCGCCAUAAGAGAAUAGUCUAGAAACUUCUGUAGUAAACACUGGGAUAGGAAUGGGCUGAACAAUAUAAAUACCCUCCUCUGUGAAUAAGAGGGGGUAUUGUGGUAGAAAGUCACGAGAGGAAAGGGAGAGUGGGGAAUUCUCUCGAAUUAAUUUAUGUCUGUUCAUUGUUUUCUCUAUUUUCUUUGCAUAUAUUGUUCGUUUUCCUUUCUUUGUCCAAGAGGAGAGAAGGGGAUCAUAUCAACUAGUAUCAGAGGAAGUCCCUAGAAGUAUGAACCAAGAAUUGCAGCAAAUCAUCUGGAGACUUUGGAGACCGAUGCAAAACAAAGCAAGGAAGAACAACGACCUAUGAGGGAGGAGCUACAGAAAUCAAAGUUGGAAUUGGUAGAUCUGCUGCAACAAUUCCUUCAACGGAUGUAUGAGAAGAUUGACGAAUUCAAGAACUCUGUAAGUGAAAAUUUGUUAGCAUUAGAAAAGAAAGAUCCAACAGCAAGUAUGGCAUCUCAAUUAGUCAGAAAUUCUCUAGAAUCAAUUCACGACCAGAGCUACCAACCUUGGUGCUGACUUCGAAUCAAAUUUCCGAUGGAAACAGACAAGCAAGGAAAGGAAAUUUAAGCAUCUUCAAAGGAGGUAAUCCUGAAGGAGAAGAACGAAUGGAGAUAAUCAGCUACACUUGGAUGAUAUUGCAUUGGAAUGAUACAUUUGAACUGAGGAUCAAUAUCCAUUCAAGAAAUGGCAAGAUUUUUACAGCCAGCUUGAGAGGCAUUUUGGAACUUCUAAAAUGGGAAACACGUAUCAACGAUUUCUUGAUAUUAAGCAGGAAGGAUCUGUAUCUGAUUAUAGACAAGAAUUCGAACGCUUCUCUACCUUUCUCCUCAAUAUUUUAAAAGAAGUCAUUGAUCAAACAUAUCUAAAAGGUAUGAAGUUGGAAAUUUAGUCAGAAUUGUCCAGAACAAAACCAGUGGGAUUAUUAGAAAUUAUGAACGCCUCAUUGGAAAAGCACGUAUGCACCUUGUGUGAAGCGUGACAUAUCAGUCUACCAAAAAAGAUAGAAUGGAGACACAUUAAAUAUCUGGCUAUACAUCGAGAACAAUAGGAUUGCCUAUGUCACAAGGAAUUCAUGUAUGAAACGAUGAGAGAAGGCCUAAUUCUCCUCAUGAGUCAACAACUUCAGAAAUCAUGUAUAGAUUUCCCUGACUUCCACCUUGAGGACAAGGUGGAUUUGAAUGGGGAGAGUACUGAUAUAGUACCCCUAAAGACAUGUUCACUGUAAGUGAAUAGUCUAGAAGCUUCUGUAGUAAAUAGUGGGAUAGGAAUGGGCUGAGCAAUAUAAAUACCAUCCUCUGUGAAUAAGAGGGGUAUUGUGGUAGAAGGUCACGAGAGGAAAGGGAGAGUGGAAUUCUCUCGAAUUAAUUUCCAUCUGUUCAUUGUUUUCUCUGUUUUCUUUGAAUCUAUUGUUUGUUUUCCCUUCUUUGUCCAAGAGGAGAGAAGGGGAUCAUACCAUAAGCUUUGAGAAAAUUUUGGAACAUAAAGUUGUGGAGACUUCUCUUGCCUAAAAUGUUGUAAUUCAAUCUGUCCUAUAUUUCAUAAAUAGAGUGAUGACAAACAUUAUUACCAUCCUUUCUGGGAGCCAUUUGGUAAAUUAUUGAAUGUGCCUUUGGACUUUGAAAGAAAGUCAAAGUCUGUUAAAAGGCUACUUGUUCAUUGGAAAUACCUGCCAUUAACUAUAGCCAUUGAAAAUUUGCGGCCUUCACUUCUUCAGAAGACCAAGGGAUGGGGAUUCUUUGCAAAUUUCUUCGGUUUCUUUAUCCUCAUAAAAAUUCUAUUUUUUCUUGCUAGAUCAAAGUCUCUUAGUUUGCUCUUUCAUCAUCUUUUUAUGAGAAUUGAUAAUUUGUGACUUCUAGUCUGCUAUAUGCCAACUGUUCCUUUCUGUCAGAAUUUCGUUGAGAUGCUUUCUCUGUAUAACACGUAACAUCCUUAAAUAUUCUUUUUGACAUUCUCCGUUUUUGUUGUUUUUCAUGAAAUAUUUUUUUCGUUUCUGUGCCAUGUUAGCUUCAAGUGAUGUUCGGAAAGCUUAUAGACAAUACCUUGGGGCUGUAGUGGAGUUGAUCAACAAUGAAGUGGUACAUGAGGAAUUUCAGGAGGUCGCAAAAAGAAUAUAUAACUUAUUCAGUGUUAUGGAUUUGGACUCUGGCGCCAGUAAAAUGAUCAAUGAUAGAAAGUAAGUGUGAAAUGUUUUUAAGUUCGGUAGAUUCUCAUUCUGUAUGAAAUUUCGUCACAUAUGUUAGUUGCAAGCCUUUGGUGUGGAUUUCUAUUUUGUUUACAUUUUUUUAUUAGUUAUGGUGAAGGCUAUUCUCACCAUGUUUUAGGCAUAAUUAUGCACUGGCCAGUCCUUUUCUGCGACAUUGCAUUUUCUCACUUCAAAUGUAUCUAAUUUGUUUGAUGUGAUGGACAAACUUUAUUUUGGAUUACCUAUGUGUCAUGUCUGUGAAGGGGAGUAAUGAGUUAGGUGCUCUUCGAAAUCAUUAUGCACAGCUUACGUCGUGUAUUCGUAUAAUCUAGAGAAAUUUCAGUUAUGGAAGAUUCUUUUGACAUAUUACAUCAGUUGAAUCUUCGUUUGCAUGGAAAUUUGAAGUAAUUUAGAUGGUUUUUAGAGGAGCCUCCUUUUUGGAGCAUUAAUGAUAGAAAUUUCAUUUUUCAUUCCAUUUUCAUUGAAAUUUUAUGCAGGGAAGAGCUUGAAAUACUCCUUGGUUGCCCCAUCUCAGAAACGCAUCUAAAGAAAGUGGCUUCGUCAGCUAAAAGACUCUUUGCACUGCAGCAUAGGAACUAUGAGACUUUGGUUUCUGAAGAAAUUAGUCCAGACGUCGGUGAAGAUGAAUCUCGUGAAUUUGGGUCUGAUCUUUUUUUCCAAGCUCCUGCUAGGUUUGUCGUGGAUGUGCCAGGGGAAAGCUGGAUGCAUUUGGAGGAUGGAAUUUCCAUUACUUCAUUUUCACAUUUAGAGGAAGAUGAUAAUCAUAUUAAGACGAGAAACAGUAAUUUUGGUACCAACGGGGAAAGUGUGAACUUGAAGUGGCUAAAGAAUGCUUGUGAUCUGAUAGUCCAAGGGGGUGGUUCACAGCUUUCUGGGGAUGAACUUGCAAUGGCUCUUUGUCGAGUACUUGUGUCAAACAAAGCAGGCGAUGAGGUACUUUUCUUUAUUUGAAGUAUUCCAUAUGGUUUACUGCUUUAUGAUGAGGUACAGUAAAAUGAAAACCUCUUUCUCUGACUUGUGAUGACCUCCAUCAUUUCUGUUGUUAAGAUAGCUGCCGAUUUGUUGGAUCUUGUUGGAGAUGGUGCCAUCGAAACUGUGCAAGAACUUCUAAUGGUAAGAGUCAUUAUUUGAUCUCCAUGAAACAAGCUAUACAGUUAUUGGGGGAACAUGACAUUCUCGUUAUUUUUUAUUUUUGAGCUUUGGAACAUCUCAGUGCCAAUUUAGACUUACAUGCGGUUGAUGAUCUCUGCAUAUAAGUCAGUUAAGAUGCUUGAAUUUUUUACCAAGUUGUUGGAUGACUCUGGCAUCUGCGUCUAAAUGUUAAAUAAUUAUGUGUAUUGGUUUGAGUGUUGAAAUAAUUGACUCACAUUCCUCCAUUUAUUAACCUAAGAUGGUUGCUGACUUUUAAAAGUCCACGUCAGGACCAUGUCCUGUCUAAAAAAUAGGAACUGUGAGAGGAACACGCUCCCCGACUUCUAUAUGGUCGAGUCUUAAGUAAGAAUUAUACUGGAUUUGUAACGAUUUUCCCUACUGCCACACCACCGUUGAGCAUUGUCCAAUGUCAGUACAGCACAACACGCUGUCAUUGAAAAUCAGUUACAGUGUUUCAACAUUGGCAUGAUGUUAAACUUACCUUGGUCUAUUUUUGGAUGGUACAGGUUUCUUUGAAACUAGUGCAUGAAGACAAUGAAAUAUUGACAAAUAACUGGAUCUAAUCUUCUUCUUAUAAGAACUUUGCAGCUCUUACAGAGACCGAAACUUUGAUCUCCCUAUUCUUGUUUAGGCAUUCCCUGCAAAAAAGUGACUAGAUGUCUUCUAAUUCAUGAGGUUUACGCCAGUAACAUUACACACUGGGAAGUCUAUUGCUUAAAACCUGUCAUCUUUUAACCUUUUCAGUUCUUCACAAAAGCCGAUUAGGCUAAAAUUAGUCACUUCUUUGGCCCCCUUUUUGGGAUCAGUAUCAGUUGAAUGGAUCCCAAUGCUUGAUUUUAACAGAUCUGUCUUCGACAUCCUCUACACAUUCGUAAGAUCCUUUUUAAUGAUGAAAAUGUGGCUAAAACCCCAUGACCAUUCAUGCCGGCUUAGCAAUUGUUUGGGCUCUAUUCCGAAGACAACAUCUUUGACUUCCAGACAAUGAAGUUUUACCCUGAUGUUUAUUACAUCUUUCCUGUUUUCUUAGUUGUUUCGUGAAAAAGUAGCAACAAUAUUUGCUUCUGCUCUCUUUUCUCUUGCUGUUAAAUUCAAUUGUUUUUAAUUCCUCAUUGUAAGAUCGUCUGCAAGCAGCUGGAUCACCAAUGCGCUAGUCAUAUUCUUAUCUUUGUAAACACAUGCCUAACGAGAUGAUUGACUGUUUUCAUUUCGAAUUCCACUGUGUUUUAGCUUGAAAAAACAUGCUUUUUGUUUUUCUGUCUAUUGUAACGGUCCCAGUUUGGAAGGAAUGAAUGGCAUCGAUCUUUCCUAUCAUAAGAUUAUAAAACUUACCUUUUCUUUCUGCAGCAUCGUAAGGAUCUUGCAGAUGCCAUUCAUCACGGACUUCAUGUAUUGAAAUCUGAGAAGCCAUCAUUCAAUGGUCAACCACGGAUGCCUAGUUAUGGAAUCCAGGUAUAUCUUGCUUCAUAUUGAAGUUAUCUUUAGUCUGGUUUUUUACUUGUAUGGGUUUUUCGAAUGUUUAAUAUCUGCUCUUUUUUCAGGUCACCAUUCAAACUGAGGCUGAAAAGCAAAUUGAUAAACUUCGGCGAAAGGAAGAGAAACGGCACAAGCGUGCAGCUGAUUAUGGGAAUGAGCAUGAUUUUUCUGAAGAAAAUUUUCUUUCUUUACUUCAGGCCAGUGAGAGAAAACAACCCUUUGAUGACAUAAUUGGAACUGGCCAGGGUACCAAUUCAUUUUCAGUUACCACUCUUCCCAAAGGAACAACAAGGCAUCAUCAUAGUGGAUAUGAAGAAGUUAAGAUUCCUCCUACACCAACGGCACCAAUGAAGCCCGAUGAAAAACUGGUAAUGUUUCCUGAUGAAGGAUGAUUUUUUUCUUCUUUUGUUGUUUGUUUUUACUUGGAUUGAGAAUGUAAGUUUUGACUACCUUUCUCUUCAUUUGGUAAUCGAGCAGAUCACUUAGGCUUUACUGGGCCAAAAUACUCUCGAUUCUGUUGCAUUAUGUGGGGAUCUACCAAGCCAUCUACUGAUCUUUUUCAUAAACAUUCUCGAUUCGUAUGAUUGAAAAAAGUUGAUAAAUAAGUUAUAUAUGUUCCUUAAGAUGAUAUGACAAGCUGUGAUUGAAAAUAUGUGGUAAUUUUUAUGUUCAUCCACACUCUUAUCCUCUAGGUGGUGCAUAGACUUUUCAUUCGUACUUCAGAGGAGGCACAAAGCAUCCAUGCAUGAUAUGUGUUUUCGUUUUAUUACCACAAAUGAUGAACAAGCCCUUGUCUUUUUUUAUUUUCUUUAUAAAUUUAUUGAAACUUGUCAACCAUUAGAUUUUAGUCCUUUUUGCAAUAUCUUAGUCUGACUUAGGUUAACCGUGAGCAUGGUUUUGGUUCACUCAACUAAAAAUUACAUUAUUGUCCAUAAUCAAAGAACAUCUGCGUCACCCAGAUAGUCUUCCUUUCCAUAACAGGAAUAAUGGAUCAUGUUAGGGUGGUUCCCUCUCAGUGAGGUUGUCUCUAGGAAGUAAACAAUUGCGCACCAACUCCCUGAAGAGUGUCAAAUUGUUGCAAAUGUUAGCUUUUUAAACAAUGAUGUCAGUUUUUUUCUAAAAAACAAGGGUGAGAUAUUUUUAAAAUCGAAAGACGGGUGUUUCAUCAUUGUGGAACCUGGGAACCGAAUAUAAAAAAUUACAGUUGAAAAAUUGUAACAUUAUGUCUCACCAAGGGAAUGGAAACCCCGAAAUAAUUUUGGAAACAAGGCUGAUGAAAGGAGUGUAAAAUCGAAAGCCUUAUUAAGGGAAAAUUGAAUAAACAACCCGAUCUGUUCUUCUUCUCCCUGCUUUUUCCAUUUGACCUGGUGGGCAUCUCUUUUGGUCCCAUCAUCCUUUUUUGUAAAAGGAAGUUUUCUUCAUGCCUUUAUCUGUUGGGGAGAGGUCCGAGUUUCGAAGGAAUUGAUUUCAUCAGCAUGCAAAUUUUAGUCUUCCACCGCUCUAACCUGGAAAUUUCUAUCAUACCAAUCCCCAAUUUUAUCUUGAUAAUACUGACUUCUCUGGACAUUUGCAUCUCCAAGUAUAGGUAAAACAUCUGACCUCUCUUUCAGAGCACCUGGUCCAACCAACACCAAGGAUCUACAUCUUUAAUAACAUUUAGUACGUUUUGAUAUUUAUGCACAUAUAGCCUAUUUAUGUCUGGGCUUUAAAUUUUACGGUGAACUCUAUCCAUUGGCAACAGACCUGUCCUGUGGGGAAACUUAUCGUAUGAAUAUUGGUUCUAGAUUUUUUGAAUCAUCAUGUUGGAAUCCAAAGUUUACUAUGGUGCAGACUAAAUUGUGUAUAGAGAAAUGUUUUUGAAAACCUCCGGAUACCCUUCUAAUGUUCCCCAGUGGAAUCGCAUUUGCUGUGGACAUGGGUGACAUCACACACAAUUUGCUAGUUUUGAUAUAAUCUUUAUUUUGGAAUUUGGUUGUUUCGACUGUUAGUAAAAUUCACUGAGUACAUGCAAGAUUUAUUUUAUUUUAAAAAAUGAUUGUUGAAAUGUCAGUAUUAUAGUUUCUCUAAAGUAGAGAGUGGUAUUUACUUGGGUUUCAUGAGACCAUUGUGAUUAUGAUUUUACUUUUCUACACACUUUUAUCAGAUUGAAAUAGGAGAGUUGGACGAGUUUGCUCAGACUGCAUUUCACGGAUACAAGUCAUUGAAUCGUAUCCAAAGCUGCAUAUAUCAGACAACUUAUCAUACAAAUGAAAACAUCUUGGUAAAUUCUAUGGUCUUAAGCUCAUUAUAAUUCGUUUUCUUUCCUUCUGUCAUCAUUUGAUUUGUAGUUUGAUGAAGAGAAUGAAGUAAAGAUCCUUACCAAGAUGAGCAUAAUUUCAGGUUUGUGCGCCAACAGGUGCUGGCAAAACAAAUAUUGCUAUGAUCGCUGUUCUGCACGAGGUGAUUUUCAGGAGCUCCUUUAAGUUCUCAUUUUUUCUCAAAGCUACUGCACACGCUUUCAUUCCUUUGUUGACUGGAAAACAAGUUGCAGCACGAAGAAAUUAUCUCUUUGAACACCUAUCUACCUAAAUUGUACCAAAGAUUUGGAAUAUGGUGCUGACGAUCAUAUGCAUCUUUUAUGCCACAAGUGCUAUAAAUCAUUAGAGAAAUGGUGUAUGUUGCAGAUUAAGCAGCACUUCCAUGAAGGUAUUUUACACAAAAAAGAAUUCAAGAUUGUUUACGUUGCACCAAUGAAGGUAUACUUUUCUGUUCUUAUUACUGUAUUUUGUUUUCUACAUUAUGGUUGUUCUUUAUGUGAUCUUCCACAUCAGGCAUUAGCUGCGGAAGUGACAUCAACAUUUGGUCGUCGUUUGGCACCCUUAAACUUGACUGUUAGAGAACUUACAGGAGACAUGCAACUAUCUAAGAGUGAACUUGAAGAAACUCAGGUUUGUAUCUCUGUCUGAGCAAGUUUUAUUAUAUUGCACAAUUGAAGUCUAGCCACUAAAGCUUUUGUUCUGGUGUUCAGAUGAUAGUGACGACGCCUGAGAAAUGGGAUGUCAUUACCCGCAAAAGCAGUGAUAUGUCAAUGUCUAUGCUGGUGAAGCUCUUAAUUAUUGAUGAAGUACACCUUCUAAAUGAUGAUCGAGGUCCUGUUAUAGAAGCCCUAGUUGCUCGAACCCUCCGUCAAGUAAGUAUGAUCAGGCUUUUAUAUUACUUUAUAUACUUAGAUCGUUUGAAAUUUAUGGGAAGGAGUGUUUAGAGUUCUUUCAUACUUUGAAUUUUAUCCUUGUAGACUUAUAUCGAAUGAUCAUUUUAGUUUCUCUUUUGUUUGGUAACUCAUCUCUAGGGUCACAUCCUAUCAUCUUUGUUGUAGAGAUGCAAACUUCUGCUUAUACUGCAACCAUCAAAACCAUCAUGCAGGAACUCAUUUAAAUGAUAUAAUCGUUUCAAUGUACUUCAUUGAUAUGUGUUUCAUAACAUAAAACAUGGAAAUCCUUAAAUGUGUUUUAAGACAUACAUCCAAGGCAAGGAAUGAAAAUGAUCUCCUUGAGGCAUGAUGGUCAUCACAUUCUCUUGUUACAUAUGGCUUUGUUAACUAAGGCGGUGGGGUACUUUGUAGUGAAUCAUAGAUGUACUAUUAAUACUCUCCUUAGGGUUAUGAUCCAAUGAUGAAGAUUUGUCUAGCUGAAACCCUCGCAAUCACGCACCAUUUUAUCCUUGGUACCAAGGCAACGGAGCUGACUUGAAAACUUCGGUCGUAUUUGGUAUCUCCUGUUCCUGGUGAUGAUGUAUUCUCUUUACUUUUUGCAUCAUAUGCAGUCAUCAUCUAGGGCAAGUUCGGUUGUGUUACUCUUCCAGCACUCAUAAUGUGAUGGGUGUGAAGAUGCUUGAUGUCACCCCUUUUUUGUACAUAUUUAAUGAUUUAUGUGAAGUUUUUUUUCCUUCAGUGCAAUUAUUUACUGCAGGCUCAGAACUGAAGUCAUAAGUGCCUUUUCUUUAAGAAUAAUCUAUUACGCACCUCGGGUGAGUAAACAGCUCGCAGAUGAAUCAAGAGGGAUAAGGGGAAGAUCUUGAUGAAGAUUCAAGAACAAUAAGAAGUGUUCUGAGGUCGGAUCGAUCCUCAAAAUAGAUGAGUUCGAAUCGGAACUCGUCAGGAGGAGAAUCUCCUGUCCAUCUUCUAGGUUUUCCCUCCUCCCCAUUCUUUAGGGCCUUCUCUAUAUAUAUAGGCCUUGGUCCAUUAUUUUUUAGUGGUCCCCAUCAACGUGGGGCCUAGGUCUUCUUUUAAAAACGAUGGUGGGCUUCAUAAUAAUACUUUCCCCUAUGAGUUUCACCUUAUCCACAAGGUGAGAUGUAGGGAACUUUUGAAGGAAUGUCGAUAAUGUCAUCCGAAAUGAUUCAAACUUCGGUAGAUGUUUCCAUUUUAUUAGUAUCUCUGUGCCUUGAAGAGCUGACCUGUGGUCUAUUAUUUCUUAUGGAAUUAAUAUCCAUUCAUGAUCUUCUGAUAAUGUUGGGAGAAUUUGUUAGCUUCUGUCGUAUGUUCUAAGUGUCUUCCUGAGCUGUGUUAUAUGGAACACUAGGUGGUGAGCAGAAUGCUUUGGCAAUUGAAGCUUGUAUGCCACUGGUCCAAUUCUUUUCACAAUAGGAUGCAUACCAAAAUAGUAGGGAUUGAGCUUUUCAUUUUCCCUUUUGGCCAGAGACUUCAUCCGAUAGCAUUUGAUCUUGAAUUCAUAAUGGCCAUGAUGAGUCUUGAAUGUAGUCUUGGACACAUCCUCUUUUUUUAUUCUGAUAUGAUAGUAUGCAGACUUCAAAUCAAGUUUCGAAAAAACUAAUUUCCCAUGUAAUUCAUCGAGUAUUUCAUCCACUAUCGAAAUGGGAUAUGUCAGGAACUGUAACUCUGUUUAGUGCUCUAUAAUCUACACUAGGUCUAGCCUAAUGGUUAUGUGAAGGUUGUAUGACUUCCGCUAAGAUUAACUCUUGGACCAGCUUCUCAAUCUCAUUUUUCUAGAAGUGGAAGUAUUUGUAAGGCCUCAAAUUUAUAAGCCUUGCUCCUAGUAACAGAUGAAUGGCGUGGUCAAUAGGGCAUUUGGGUAGCAACCUUGUCGUCGUUUCAAAAACCUGGGGGAAUUCUUGCUUCAUGCAGAUUUCUAAAUCAUUGGGUGCUCUAGUGUCAUUAUUUGAGCAAAUAUGGUGCAGUUCGACCAUGUAUUCAUUAUUACCCUUAACCUCCUCCCUGUUCUUCCCGGUGACAUACUUGCUUUUGUGAUAUUAGGAUUCCUCUUGAAAAUAUGAACAGUGUCUCCUAUCAUGAAUUUCAUAAUAAACUUCUCGUAGUUGAAGAGAAUCCAUCCCAAGGUUCUCAACCACUGAAUGCCUAAAAUCACAUCCAUGAUGCUCAAUUCUAGAGGUAAGAAAUCCUGUAUUAUUAAGACACCUUGUGAGUGUAGAGGAACAACUUUGCAAAUUUUCGAUCUUAGCGCUGUGUUGCCAUUGCCCAUAACAAUAUUGUAUCCAAAUAACUCUUCCAUCUGCAACAAUAAGUUGCCAAUAACUUUGGUGCGCAAAAAAUUGAGUUGCCACUGUCUAUAAGUAUAGAUACUUCUGUGUCAUGUAUUCUGCCCCAUGAUUUCAUGGUGCUUAUGACCGAAUUUUAGGAUACAUGCAUAGUGAACAACUCCCAUCAGUGUUAGUUAUGACAUGCUCAAACGAUUCCCAACUCUUUUUGAGUAUCUUGUGGUUACUUACAAGACGCUUUGAGGUAAAUGUGUUUCUCUUUGAAGUACCUUCUGUCAAACUCUGAUAAUCCUUCUUGAAAUUGCCCUUGAUACUUGCAUUCUAGAAUUCCCUCCUGUAAGAAUCAUGAUGAUCCUGGUGUGGUUCAUUCCUUAGAGCCAUUUGAUUUCCAGUUAACUCAUUUCUAGUUUUUCGAAAUUCUCAGAGGUGAAUCUCAACUUGGAUUGAUAAAUCCAUAAGCCCAAGAGGUUUAUGAAUUGCCAAUUUAGACUCGAUAUUUUGUUUUAAACCCCUCACAUAUGCAUCUUCUAACAUUUCAGUGUGUACAUGAGGUAGAAAAGUUGCAAUACGUUCAAAUUCAGCCCUAUACUCCCUUACUAAAUUAGUUUGUUGGAGACUCAUUAAUUGUUGCAGUGAACUACCUAUUUCGGAUGUCUUGAAUCGUUUUUUCAGUUGACUCUUGAAGUCAUGCCAAUCACAAAAUGAAAAUCGAUCCUCUAUCUAGAGAUACCAUUCUAGGGCUUCUCCCUUCAUACUUAGCGUAACUUGCUUGAGUUUAUCACGUUCUAGCAAUGGGUUUAGGUAGAAUUAUCUUUCUGCACGCUUGAUCCAUCCCUCUAUGUCGUCCCCUUGGAAAACUAAUAGUUUUAUCCUCUGAGUUACCUGCACCUGGUCAUCAUGAGAGGUUUGAUCUGAAUGAAUAGUGCCGUGAUAUGGUUGUCUCGGUUCUUCUCUUGAAUCUCCAUUGGGAUGCGAACUGAAGUGGGUAUCUUUUGUGGAUAGUUUCUAGGGAAUCUAGUUGAGAUUUUCUCUUUGUUCAUUUAGGGAUUGUUCUUGUUUGGCGCAUCCUUGCUUCAGUGAUGCAAUCUCCUCUUCUAACGAAGCCAUAUGCUCUGCUGUGCCUUGAACGUGGUGAGCAUCCGCUGGCCAAGAUUGGUUCCAACCUGAUUGGUUGGUUGUUCUUUUUGUAGUAGCUCUGAAAAAUCUUCCUCCACUGCUCUGAUUCUGCGGUAAGCGGUGGAGAAGGUCGGCUGAUUGAUAUUGUGGGAAGAAUUACUUCCCGCAUUUUCUUGAAAUCCAUUGCAAUCAUAAUUUAGGAUGUAUAUCUGCCUUCAACCUUGGUAAUCUGAUCACUUCUAGGGUUGCAGUAACAGUAUCUUGCUUCCAUAAUACCGUGUGCCUAUGACAGUUGCUCUAAACUCCAAGAAGCGGCUAGAAUGACUGGCUCUGAUACCAAUGUUACGCACCUCGCAGAUGAAUCAAUAGGGAUAAGGGGAAGAUCUUGAAGAAAAUUCAAGAACAAUAAGAAGUGUUUCUAAGGUCAGGUAGAUCCUCAAAACAGAUGAGUCCGAAUUGGAACUCGUCAGGGGGAGAAUCUCCUGUUCACCUUUUAGGUUUUUCCUCCUCCCCAUUCUUUAGGGCCUUCUCUAUAUAUAUAGGCCCUGGUCCAUUAUUUUUUAGUGGUCCCCAUCAAUGUGGGGGCCUAGGUCUUCUUUUGAAAACAACGGUGGACUUUGUAACAUAAUCAUUCUUCGUGAUUCGUGUCAUACUUUUCUUUUACAGUGGGUUGUCUAAUUGAUCAUUUCAUUAUUGUUAUUUUGACUUAUUGUUGGUAGGUACUAUUUCUUGAACUUUGGAAAUAGUUAAUUAUUUCGAAAUAAAUUUAUUCUUUAGUCUCUAUGUGCCUGUUGCAUAUGCUUUCUGGACAUCGUAUGUCUUCUUCAUCUUAACUGCUCCCUUUGAAUUUGCUUCCAGGUUGAGUCAUCGCAAACUAUGAUCAGAAUCUUGGGACUCUCUGCGACACUGCCAAAUUAUCUGGAGGUUUGUUCUUUUAUGCACGAGUUUGGGCACUGCUGUAACUUCAUUGGUUUCAAUCCGUAAGAUAUUUACUUUCUGAAAAUGUUGUGUCUUUGUUUAACUGCACAGGUUGCGCAGUUUCUCAGGGUGAAUCCUCAGACGGGGCUGUUCUUUUUUGGUCCUGAUUACCGUCCAGUGCCACUAGCGCAGCAAUACAUUGGCAUAACAGAACAGAAUUUUGGUAAAAGAAAUCAAAAGUUGAAUGAAAUUUGUUUUUCUAAGGUAUCUGAAUCAUUCUCACUCUUAUUAAGAUGUGUUGAAGUGUCAAAUAUUGCUAUAGUUUUUUUUAUUAUGCACAAUUAAUGACCAGGUUGUGGAGUCAUUGAAACAAGGUCACCAAGUGAUGGUUUUUGUUCAUGCUCGCAAAGAUACUGGGAGAACCGCAAAGACGAUGGUAUAUUGUGAUGUUUUGUUGAAAAGUUGUUUAUUUUUAAUCAUGUGAACUUAGUAUGCUGUAUUACUCCUAAAUCAUGCGUGAGUGCACGUUGCCAAUAUCACUCAACUGAAUCCCGGGUAAGCACACUGUUUCCCUUUGCUUUCUGGAUGUCUUGAACAGAUAUUGACUUGAUCAAACGCCUUGUCCUUUAAAUUGAAAUGUUAAUAGUUCUCUUGUAGCAUGUAAAACAGUGGUGUUGUUGUGCAAUAUUGCUUUUUUCGUUGUCUCUCUACAUGAAUAUUAAGUUAUUUCACAGAGAAAAUUAUCUCAAUGUAAACCUGAGAUGGAUCUCUGCAUUAAAAACGGUCUAGAGAUGAAGGGAACUCGUGAACUUAGCUUUUACCCUUUAGAACCUCUUUUAGGUUCUAAUUGAUGUCUUUGUUAGUUUUUCCAGUUUUAUAUGACAUCUUUUCUCGUAUGAUGUGAUGGAAAUUCCAAUUGUAGAUUGUUUCUUACAAUCCUUACGUUCUAUUGAAACAGACCGAAUUUGCACAGAAGGAAGAUUGUGUAGACCUGUUGAAGAACGAGGAACACCCUCAAUUUCACCUGAUUAAGGUUGCUCAAUUUUCAUUAUUUAUGUUUUUUUUUACAAUAUAUAAGGUAGCAUAUCUCAUUUAAUCGUUGCAGAAGGAGGUUAACAAAUCUAGAAACAGAGAACUUGUUCAAUUAUUUGAAUUUGGCAUUGGUAUUCAUCAUGCGGGGAUGCUAAGAUCUGAUAGAAACUUGACUGAGCGUCUUUUCUCUGAUGGUCUAUUAAAGGUAUGUUUAUGCGUUAUUUUGAUUUUUCUGUAUCUCUGACAUUAGAUUUAGCACGCUACACUUUUAUUGUGUUCUAGGUUCUUGUGUGCACUGCAACUUUAGCUUGGGGAGUAAAUCUACCAGCUCACACUGUCAUCAUAAAAGUAAGUUUUAUCAAGGCUGUCACAUUGUCAUGUUUUGCAAUUUCUUGAUCCUCCAAGGUAAUUGUUAGUGUGUGCGUGGUAAUAGCUUGGAUCAAUGCCAGCUAGAAGAUAUUUAUCCGAAGAUUAUCCAGUAGUUGUGUUCAUCCAUGUUAAUAUGACACGUAGAUAUUAAUUUGAUUUGAGUAUCUUCGAGAAGGCCCACUAGUUUUUUCCUUGGCUUGAGUAAAGAAAAAAAAGGAAUAGCCUAGAAGGUACGUUAGAUUGAACCUUGGGUGUCUGAAUGUUCAGAAUUGCUCCCACCUUGGGAGCCUAGUCGUAGAGAGUGGCUAGCCAGGCCUUCCCAAGGAGACCCCGAUUUUGAUAGUGCAUACCCUUUUGUGUUCAAUACACAAAAGCAAUAGACUCUCUACUACUAGGCUGAGAUGAUGCCGUUUUUGUCAGUGUAAACUUUUCUCAACUGUAAGUAUAUGGUUGUGCAUCAACUAUAACACAAAAUUGCUUCUUUCAAUAGAAGCAAAAUCGUACAUGAAGACACGAUCUACAGUCUCAGCCACCAGAUUAUGAGGCGUAAAAUCGGUUGUAAGUUAUUGACAGCGAAAAAUCAAAAGGCAUACACCACAAGAGGGAACGCAAACUUUAUAGUGAUUUGGACAAUCUUAGAUCUACUCCACUCCCAAAUCUCUCCUCUAUAUCAGUCAAAAUCUGAUACAACCAAGUUGACCUUAUUAAGGUACCGAUUAAGCCUCUUUAAAGCCUUACUCUGUAAAAAACUUAAAGAAACAAUUGUGAAUGAAAUAUAACACUUACAACUCUUCUUAUAUGGAUCAGGAUGUCAUUGCAAACAACCCCUCGCUUAGACAGGGUGCCUUUGCAAUAUUAUGAGCUGAUGGUACUUUUAGGAUUUCCAAGAUUGAUUCAUAGAAGCUUGAGAAUCUCUCCGUAGUCUUUUAUAGUUAAAGACUCUCCUCAGGCUGUGGCAGAGGGUUGCUCCUCCAACAGCUAGAAAACAGUGCGAUUCACUGUUUUUUUGGCUUCAUUUGAGUAAAUUAGCUAUUGGAAAAUCACCAGAGUCAACCUUUAAAAGUAUUAGGUUGACUCUUCAGACCCAUGUCAUUUUCAAGAGUUAACCCUUUUUUUGGGAGUUGGCGCUUCAUGCUUUUCUUCAACCGCAAGGGUCAACUUGAGAGUUGAUCUCUGUGAAAUUGGUUGCUAGUUUUCCUCUCACAUCACCAGAAGGUUGACUCUUUUGACCAAGCUUGAUAGUUUUGCCAUAGUUUUCGUUGGAAUCGACUCUAGAGUCAACUUCAAUGAAAGCUUGCUAGUUUUUUCUUCUAUUACUCACGGGGUUGAUAUUUUAGUUUAGAUUUAAGUGGAAAUUAAAUUUUGUUUUCUUUUAUAUAUUGUCUUUUAACUGUGAAGUAUCAAUUCUUUAUCAUAAAGCCUUCAUUUUUUUGCCAUUUCUCUCUUAUAAAGCCUUAGCCUUCAUUUCCUUGCUUAAAACUCAUGCAAAAUAUCAACACAUUGUGUAAACAUUGAGUUUUUUUAAUAAUCAUCAAAAUUCAUUUAUUGUUUUCUACAAAUGGGAUUUUCUUGUUUUUCGUCAACUCACAACUUUUCUGAUGAAACAUCCACCUAGAAAAACCCAAAUCUCCAAGGUUAGUGUUUGCAUACUAUUUGACUUGUUCAUACUUCAUCUCAAAAAGGUUUUUAUAUGCAUACAUUCCCUUAUCACUUUGUUAUCCUUUUUUGAGGGCCAGGCUUGCCCAUUUAAAUUAGUUCUUCGUUUUCUUCUUCUUUCCAUUGCCCUGUGGAUUAGGCAAACACGUCUCCUUUGGGUACAUCAAGAUUUAUACUGGCUCAAUAAUUAAGUUGUCCUGUUGUCCUUUGGCCCAUUAUAAUGUUGCUCUAAAGUGUUGUGCUCAUCUUCUCUAUCAUCCAUGUGUCUCAAUUGAUGUUCAUCGUCCAGCAUUUGCUAAUUGUUACACAUUAAAUCAAGCACCAGGAAGUUAAUUACUAGUUUUUGCUUGUCAAACACCACAGCAAGUAUAUCAAAACAUCAAUGCGUCAUGGGAAUUCAUGUCAAUUAUGUCUCAACAGGACUUGCAACUCUUGACUUUUUUGAGUUCACCACAUUAUUGUUUAUCUUAAGGAGUCUAUAAUUAAAACCAAGAUGUGGGGUGAAUUAAUAUUUCGUUUGUGUUUAGGGUUAAUCGUUUUAGAUUAAAUCAUUACAUGCGAGGUGUGUUGAGUCAGAUCAACUCAUUUUGCUAGUGGAAAAAUAGACUUAAUGAUAAUGUAGUGGUUAGGCUUCCAACUAACUCCACCCUAAAAAGGUUCUAAUAUUUCUUAGGAGUAAAAAUGCUGAGCAUUGAAGCAUCAGGUUGUUUAAACAUUAUAUUUCUUGCUCUAGGUAGUUUGCCAUUAUACAUCUGGCGCUAGGUCACCAUUUCUAGAUUCACAACUUUAAAAUGAAGCCUAUGUACUCUCAAGAGAUCCAUCUAAUUAUAUCUUACCACCAUAAAGAUCCUGUUCAAAUAAGAAAUGUGAGCAUAUCAUAUAGAUUUGAGAACUUUAACAUUUUUAACUUGUGAGAACAUGGGCCAAUGGAUAGAUUUUCAAACUUUUUGCAGCAUCUGAGUCUCUCAUAUAAAAUCUCUUGCGCAAGCAGGGUUUACAACUAAAUUUGAAACCAAUUCCAUGUAUAUAGGCAUAUCUUCCCAUUCUUCAUAGCCCAAAAGGCUGGUAAUUCGCUGCUCGUAGUCAUUCCAACAGCAUAUUUGCUGGUGUUGUUGUAGCUUGUUUUUUGUUUAUUUUGUUUUACUGAAUCUUUGUGUAUUGGAUGAGGGAAAUUAAUUUUCUAAAAUAACGAAAAAAAGGAACAAAACAGCCAGAAUGAAUUCCAAAUUUUUAUUAGAUAUUUCUUUAGAGUAACUACAAACUAAUAUCCUUAUAAAAACAUUUUAAAUUUUGUAGUGUAAUAAUAUAAAUUGAUUAUUUUAUAUAAUAUGAAACAAUAUAAAACGUUUUGAUCAAUAUCGAAACAAUAUUGACUCAAGAGUCAGUAUUCGUUAUGCUCCCGAAUUGAUGUCAUGACUAAAUAGUGUUACUUCCUCUAAGCACUUGAUCAUCAUGCAUGUUAUAAUAUUUUUGGGUUAUUGUAUGCAAUAUGCAUCCUGUUUUCUGGCAGAUUUUCUUGUUUAUGUUUGGCUCUUUAGGAUGUUGGACAUGUCCUUAUUUUUUCCAUCCCUCAGUAGGGAUUGGAGGUCCGCACGACCCAUGUUUCAAUUAAUUUUUUCGCUGGUGUAUUCUGUGUAAAAUUACUGUAGGGAACCCAAAUAUAUGAUCCGAAAGCUGGAGGAUGGCGGGAUCUUGGCAUGCUUGAUGUUAUGCAGGUCAGAUGCAUACUGUCCCUUCCUUUUUUGAAAGGCUACCAUUCAUUAUAGCUCUAUUGUGAGAAGAUAUUGUUUGUGCAACAUUUUUGUUUUUAGAUAUUUGGACGUGCGGGAAGACCUCAAUUUGACAAAAGUGGAGAAGGAAUUAUUAUCACGACUCAUGAUAAAUUGGCUCAUUAUUUACGGUUGCUGACAAGUCAACUCCCCAUAGAAAGUCAGGUGCUAUUUUAUUUCCGCGUUUAAUUAAUUGACUUACAGAAGUUUUCCAUUUUCAAUGUUUAAUCCUUCGCUUCUCUGUUAUCUACAUUCUCAACAUGGGACAACUUGAAACAUCUACGACAUACCUUAGAAUUUAUGCUAACAGUUUUUAACUUUAUAAUUUCCCUGUAAUCUUUUUUGGUGUUCCAAUCAGCUUUCAUAGACCACUGCAUCCUUUAUCAGCCUGUGAUGUCUUGGUGUUUUUAGUUGUUUCAUUUUCAUUCAGCAUUCAUAGGUUCAUCUGGCAAACACUGCCUUCACAUUUUCUUUUUAUGGAGUUUGUGUCAUACUGUUUUGUAACUCUCUGAGAUAUUAAGUUCUGAGUUGGUGCUCUUCUUUGUCCCAUCUAUAGGAUAUCCAUUCCCAUGCAUGAAUUAGUCAUGUUCUGAAUUAUAUAGUAAUUCUGAUUUGUUCAAUCUUCAUGAAACAUGCAGUUCAUCAGUGCUUUAAAGGACAACUUGAAUGCAGAGGUAGCCUUGGGAACAGUGACUAACGUUAAAGAAGCUUGUACUUGGCUUGGGUACACAUAUCUGUUCAUAAGGAUGAAGACCAAUCCUUUGGCUUACGGUAUUAGCUGGGAUGAGGUAUUGUAUAACUUGGGCAUUCUCGAAUGGUGGACAAUUGAUCAAAUACUUUGUAAUGCUUAUAAAAUGACUGUCUUGGGUCAAGGAGAGAGGAAAUUUUUUAAAAAAAUUAACGUGUUGUUUAACCAGGUUAUAUGACAUGCUAAAUAAAAAAGCGUUUUUUAUUGUCAAAUAAUGACAUCCACGUUGUGUUCCUUCUAUUUACUGUUUCUCUGUAAUUUUCUUUAAUUUUAAAAUUCUCUGUUUCGUCUUCUUGAGAGUAUCACUUGUCUGGGCAAGCCAAACUUUAGUUCGGUUAAUCAGCUCUGACAUUAUGGCUGACGGUUCUCCAGUCAUCCCUUGAGAAAUUUGGAUUGGUCUCAAUUGUUUCAUUUUUAAAAAAAGUAAAUAAACUGUACAAUGUGUAAGUUAAACUUAAAUCACCUUGGUGUCAAUGCCUACAGGCAUUCUCGAGUUAAAUUCACUUGCUUUGCAUCCAUGAGAUAAAUGCAUGAAUACGUUUUUUACAUUAUAGCGUCUUUACAAUUAGGAGUAGGAGGAAGUGAUGUCUUGUUGUGUAUUUUAUUUUAUUUCGUUUUUUUCAUUUUAAGUAUGAUUUUGCCAUUUGUAUGGAUGUUUUUAUGACAUUCUUUCCUUGGACCCGAUGAUGAUUUGGUUUGGAUAGCCCAUGGCUGACUAUGUUGGCCAGUCCCGUUGUUGAUUAUGCUCUCACUCUGAAUCCGUCCAUCCAGUUCACCUUCGUAACCAAAGAGUCACUUUACCAAAGAAUAGUCAAGUACAAUAUAACAAUGUUGGGCUGGGACACUAGUACCAUCCGAAUCUCACCCUUGGCUUGUAGUCUUGGGAGCUUCCGCAAUCUUCUGUUUGGCGAAUCAAGGCUCAUGUUUCGAUAGAGAACAAAGUCCCUGGGAAGAACCGUAAUAAUUUACUAGUUCAACUUCAAAUCAAUUGAAUUUUAUGAAAGUUCUUUUCUGUGAAAAGAGAGUAAUUGUGGAAUGCUCCUUAUUUUUUUGUCAUUGUGGUCAAUUUGCUUUGGAUCAUCAUGAUGGGAUUCAAUUGUAUAUUCUGGCUCAAUUUCCGAAGUUAUUAAAAUGCGUACUGGUUACACGUAUGUACUAACUGGCACUUGGGGAGACAAUUUUUUAUAAAAAGUGAGCUAAAUUGGGAGUUUGGAGGGUGCUUGAUAGUCUAACUCAUGUCUUGAAGACCGGAACCUAAUCAUUAUGAUUUUAUAAAGAAUUUUAUCAUCAAAUUUUAUUUUGAUGAUGUGACUUGAUUUUUGAGCCAGAUUUCUGGUCUUAUUUUGGGUCUGUCAGAGAUUUGACUCCCAAUCUACGUGAGAUUCGUUUUGAGGCUUAUAAAUUAAGACUUUGGAAGAGAGUAAUUUUUUUAAAAGAGUUUAAUUAUCACAUGAGUUGGAUGAAUGGUUUUAAUUUUGAAGAAUCAGUUUAAUAUGAUGAGUUUUCUCACUUUCCCGAUCUAAAAGUGAUACAGUGGAGGACAGCCCUAUUUGAAGAUUGUUCCCUAAAAUACUUGAUUGUCCUGAUAUCACUUUUCAUAUUCUGAGAUAUAUAAGUUCAAUGCACUCUUUCAGGUCAUUGGGGAUCCUUUGUUGAUUUCCAAGCAAAAGUCUCUUGUAACUGAUGCUGCACGUGCACUUGACAAAGCCAAAAUGAUGCGGUUUGAUGAGAAAAGUGGAAAUUUCUAUUGCACUGAACUUGGUCGAAUAGCCAGUCACUUUUACAUUCAGUACACAAGUGUUGAAACUUACAAUGAAAUGCUUAGGCGCCACAUGAAUGACAGUGAGGUAAUUGAUGGAAUUUUUAAUUUCUAAUUUAUUAUCAAAUAAUAUUUUUUAAAGUUUACCAUUAUCUAUUUGCUUCAUUUCAGAUAAUUAAUAUGGUGGCUCAUUCCUCGGAGUUUGAGAAUAUUGUUGUCAGAGAUGAGGAGCAGGACGAGCUUGAGAAAUUGGUUAAAACAUCAUGUCCUGUGGAAGUUAAGGGUGGUCCUUCUAAUAAGCAUGGGAAAGUUGCAAUCCUUAUUCAAGUGAGAUGCUUUCUUUUUGUAAGCCUUGCUUGAAUCAAACUUUCGGUAGCGUUUAUCAUUAGUGUUUGAUAUGCACUUAAACGAUUUGCAGGUGUACAUAUCAAGAGGUUUUAUAGACAGCUUUUCGUUGAUAUCAGAUGCAACUUAUAUAAGUGCAAGUUUGGCUCGUAUUAUACGUGCACUAUUUGAAAUCUGUUUGCGGCGAGGAUGGUGCGAGUUGACAUCUUUUAUGUUGGACUACUGCAAGGCUGUGGAUCGGCAAAUUUGGCCACAUCAACAUCCUCUCAGACAGUUUGAUAGGGAUUUGUCAGCUGAUGUCUGUUCUUUAGUUUAAUACUCUACCCCGUUGCACUUUUCUCAAUCAUGAUGUAAACUAAACUUGUCUUUUUAUUUGUAUUUCAGAUCCUGAGGAAGCUAGAAGAGAGAGGUGCAGACUUGGAUCGUCUUUAUGAAAUGGAGGAGAGUGACAUUGGUGCACUGGUCCGUUAUAUUCCUGCUGGGAAGGUAUUCUUCUUUGGCCACGAAAAUUUUUUUACAGCCUAUAUAUAGUAUAAAAUUGACUUAGACUUUUUAUUUUUUUUUAUUUUUUUUUAAUGAAAGCUUGUCAAGCAAUGCUUGGGGUAUUUUCCGUGGAUCAACUUGUCUGCUAACGUCAGCCCAAUUACUAGAACUGUUCUCAAGGUAUUCUUUGCAUUGGGGCUCAGUCUAAUCGCAUCUAUAUUAAUUUAGGUUAUCAUCAUAGAUCUAAUUUUGUAUUACCUGGUAAUCUCAGGUUGAUUUGGUUAUUACUCCAGAGUUUGUUUGGAAGGACCGUUUUCAUGGAGCUGCCGAACGUUUUUGGAUCCUAGUGGAGGUAAUAGGAAUUGCAGUAUUAUAUUAUGUGAUUUUUUUGUGACAUGUGAGUAUUAUAUUGUUUUCCACUAUAACUCAGUGGUUCAUUUUUAAGAAAAAUGUGUAUGAUCGUUUUCUGCAAUGGGAGGGUUUUCUUUUUUCCUAACUUGAUCAAUAAUCCAAGACGUUGUCUGAUGCGUGGUUGCUUCGUAGCUGAUCAUGAAAUGUAAACUUAGAGACAGGUUGUAAAUGGGAUUAAAAUACAAAUAUAUUUUUUCUCUUUUAUUGUCUAAUUUUCGGGUAAACAGGAGUGUAAUUAGAGAAUCAAUUUUGUGAGAGGUUACUGUCCCCAGUUCCGUGAAUUCUGCUUUUCACUAUGUGAAUUAAGUUGUGAUAUAUUAAAUGUGUUGAGAUCGCAGAUUGAAUGAGACAAUUAGAGCACAGGCAUAAUGAUACUCAGGAGUGAGUUAUUUUGUUUUCAUCAACCUUUUGGUUCUUGAUCGAAUUUUCGAUUUGUCUGUGAUUAAAAUUGUUCACCACUCAUUUGAAAACCUGAUGUCCAUAUAUCAUCCUGAUCUGAUGUGCAUACAAGACAGUGUUGCAACUUGUCAGAGGUCUUAGCUUAACCACCAUUAAUUUGACAAUUCUGAUCUUCAGUAAGUUGAUACACUCAGAUUCGUAGCCAAAGUUGUUGGCUGUGCAUUUUUUUUUUAAUCUGUAGAUUCGAAUUUAUGGACCUCCUGAGAUGAUAACGCGUGUUUGUUAUCCUGCUUCCUUAUUUCUGAAUAUUAGCUUUUUUUGUUGCUUAUUUACCUUUACCUUCUUCUCGUCCCCCACCCAUUCUGUCUCACCCUAAAUGGAAUGACUCUCCUAGUUACUUUUUAUCACAUGCAAACGGAAUCACCCAAAAUGCUUCCUUUUUUAUCUCUCCUAGUUGUUGACCCGAGUCGCAAGUCCACUUUAUCCGCCCACAACCUGGUUUUGAGAGACACUUUUGGACUUUGCAAUAAUGCGACCCUUCCCCACACAGAUGACCUGGGAUGGGUUCUUCGUAGCCACAUUAUGCCGUUUGUGUUGAACUCUCUAGGAUUGUUUUUCCUUUCUAUCUGUUUCUUUUCACUGUAUUUUCGUCCUUCUCUGUUAAUCGCUAUGUUAAGUGGAUCCAUUAGAUUGUUAACGGAUCCACUUAAAGACAUGCAAUGGGCCUGGCCCAUUAACUCAUGUAAACUGUACUCAAGCGGGAAACCAAGAUAAUUGAUGUAAGAUUUUGGGAUUGCGGAAAUUCUGCUCCAAGAAGUGGUGACUGAUUCAUCUUCCUGAAAGAGGAGGAUCGUGAAGAUCGUAUCCUUUCAUUCUCUAAGUUGCAGGAAUCUCAAUCAAGAUCAAUUCUCAACAGUUUGGUUUAGAUUAAGCAUUAUAAGAAAUUCUUACCAAUGAAUGAACCGGCAAAGAAAUUGUUAGAAUUGAUGAUCUAGUCGAGUUAGCUCUAGCUUCCUAACAAAAAUAAAGAUAAUUAGGGGAGAACGCGGGAAUAAAUGAGUGUGUGACUUGUUAUAAUCGAAAAUGGAUCUGUCAUCUUGAUAGAGAUGAUUCUCCCUCGUCAGAUAUGUAUAUUUAUUCUAGUCUUCUAGAGAACGGAAUAUAUCAAAUAGAUCAAGAAAAUAAAUAUUUUAACUAUGAUUCAUGCCUACUAUUCAAACCUUUUAGCUAUAAUGAAGAUCUCAAAGGUCUUAUCGCUCUUCUGCUUCAGCUGAGGCCAAUGUCGAUGUCCUAUCUUUAUAAUUCUCCAUCUGCAAAAGCACGAAGACGAAGCUACAGCACAGAGCGCCACCCCCCACAACUGAGAUAGACAGAUAUAUAGAUAAUGAAUUUGGAGAGAGAGAGAGAGAGAGAGGAAACUAGUGGAAAAAAAGGAAAAAGAUCUAAGUUGAGUGCAAUGAUGGAUGCGUGUGUGGUUCAGAAUAUUUCCCACAUCAAGACAAUGUGAUAAAGUCAAGUUCUUCUUUUGGUGCCUACUUUGAAUGUUUUAUAAUAAUGUGUUCUUAAGUUUUGGUGAUGACUGGCAUUGCAUUAUUGCAUUGUGUCUCCCCAUCUCAAAAGUCUAUAGUUUUCUUUUCAUGCGUUGAGUAUGAUUCUAUUUCAAAUUCUCAUUUAUUUUGGAACAGGAUUCCGAGAACGACCACAUUUAUCAUUCUGAGCUUUUCACAUUGACAAAGAAGAUGGCGAAGGGAGUAACUCAAAAGAUUUCGUUCACUGUACCAAUCUUUGAGCCACAUCCGCCCCAGUAUUUUAUUCGUGCUGUUUCUGAUUCCUGGCUGCAUGCAGAGGCAUUUCAUUCAAUUUCUUUCCAUAAUCUCACAUUGCCUGAGGUAAUUUGUUUCCUGUUUACUAAUGUGUUUUUGAUAAUAUAUCGUGUCAAUAAUCAAUCGAGCUUCUUUCAGACUCAAAUGUCACACACGGAGCUUCUUGACUUGAAACCUCUCCCCAUAAGCGCUCUUGGAAAUAAGCAUUAUGAAGGCCUUUAUAUAUUUUCACACUUCAAUCCAAUACAAACACAGGUCUGUAAUAUAGUGUGCUUUUCUACUGAGAAGUUUGUUGAUUCUCUCUUUCACUGGCGAUUCACUUCAUUUUUCUAGUGGUCGACUUAAUACUCCAAAAUAACUUUUUUCAGGCAUUUCAUGUGCUGUAUCACUCGGACAGUAAUGUUCUCUUGGGUGCACCAACAGGAAGCGGAAAAACUAUUUCAGCUGAAUUAGCAAUGUUUCGUCUGUUCAACACGCAGCCAGAUAUGAAGGUAUAUAUACAUUGUAGCAAUACUUUCAGAGGAAUAGAUUCGAACUGUAUUAAUAUAACACUCUCGCAGGUCAUUUACAUUGCUCCUCUGAAAGCACUUGUUCGUGAAAGAAUGAACGACUGGAAGAAAAGACUAGUUUCUCAACUGGGCAAGAAAAUGGUAUGAUAUGAACUUUUUAAUGUAAUAGAACAAUAAGAAAAAAUGUGUAAGUGUUUAUGAAGGCGCAACUAAAAGAGCGUUGAUGUUAGGUUGAGAUGACUGGUGAUAUUACUCCAGAUCUAAUGGCACUGCUGUCGGCUGACAUCAUAAUAUCCACUCCUGAGAAAUGGGAUGGUAUCAGCCGCAGUUGGCAUAAUCGAGCCUAUGUGAUGAAAGUGAGUCUCUUAAAACCCUUUCUUACUUAGAACUUUCGAACGUGGGCUGAAAACUAGCUGAUUCCCGCUACUAAUGUCGAAGAUAACUUACUGUUACCUACCUUUCCUUUAUUUAUUUGUAGAUAACAGAAAGGAAAAGCUUGUGUUACUCGUCAACUUGUUGAUUUUCUCUCAUCAUGAGAGUUGUAACCUGUGGUAAAUUAAACUGAGUUAAAUCUAAUUAAAUUGAGUUGGUUAAUGAUUGCUAUCUGUUUGCUAUGUUAAUUUUUUUUCACCAUCAUGCUUUUCAUGUUCGAAUCGUCGUAAAAUUAUUCAUUUUUGCGCAAAUUUAAUCAUUGGGAACCUAUUGUCUAUAGUUGUAUUUUAUUUUUGAUGUGCAAAAAACUCAUUGGUAUAGGUAGGACUAAUGAUUCUGGAUGAAAUUCACUUACUUGGAGCCGAUCGGGGACCCAUUCUUGAGGUAUUUCUUAAUGAAAUCUUCUCAUAUAAAUUCCAUGUUUCAAUGUGGAAGCUGAAAUGCAUGUUCUUUUUAGUGUAAUAUGAGAAUUAUUUUUAUUUUUCUCUUUGAUCCUAACUGUAUCACUUACUUUGUCAAAGCAUAAGUAGAUUCUAUGAUUUGGUGAAAGUUAACAUAAACUGUCUGGACAAUUACUUUCCCCUCUUUGAAACAAGAAAGGAAAGUGGAGUUCAGAGUCUCAUCUACUCAUUCCGAAUAUGGGGUUACUUUUUGGUGGUUGGAUAGUAUCAGGUGUUCGUGAAAAUUAAAAGAAAAAUGGGUAUACUAGUAGAGUGGCAAUUCUUUAUAAAACAAGCCUGUACAUAAACAUUAUAGACGACACUAAUGUGAUAUAUACCAAAUUACGCAUAGCUCUCCCAAAAUGAUGCAAUACAACUCUCCACCUUUCAAAAAUUUGUCAUUAGAUUCCGCCUCACUGUUUGAUCUUCCCUGCUCCUUGCAGUUCAGAUAGCUGAUUCAUCUUGCAUGCCCAUGAUUCCACCACAUCACUAUGCUUGUGUUGCUUGAGCCUCGUGAAGCUCUGCACCUGAAGUUGCUCUCCAAUUUGAGUACCAUACUGUGUCGUGACACAUUCUACAGCCUAGGCUUCCUGCUAGGAACUUCAACCACUGUAUGUAGGGCACUACUCGUCUUAGUUCACUUUUUUUGCUAUAUCAUAUCAUGGGCUAUAGUUGUCUUUAGCAGACAAGAAGUACAUGCUUCCUGAUGGUAUCUUCCCCAAGCUACCUGUUUAAUAACAGUGAACAGUAUCUUCAACCAACACCCUCUCGUUUGAUUGCUUACCCAUGGAAUGACAUUAGUAUACUAGUAUGCUUAAUCCAGUUGACUCCUAUUUUCUGCAUCUACAGUUCCUCUUUACGUGAUGCAAUGCACACUGCUCUAUGCCGCACUAGACUUUCAGCACUAGGUAGGAUAUGUCUGUAGCAGCGGAUAUAAUUCAGUAAUGGAAAAUUGGUAGGUUGAGGCACCCAAAUAUCUUUAGAGUUAUCUUUUUUUUUUUGUUUGAUGAUGAAAUCGAAUAGAAAAAUCUGGCAUCUUGGUUUUCUUUAUGGUAAUGAUUAUAUGAUAUUUUUCCUUCCUGUAUUCCGUUGGGCAAUUUGUGGUUAUUUAAGUAUCUUUCUUACUCUAAUUAGCUUAUGCUUUAGAAUUGAUGUAUAUUUCAGGUUAUUGUCUCCAGGAUGCGUUAUAUAUCCUCACAAACAGAACGUGCAAUACGUUUCAUUGGCCUAUCAACAGCUUUAGCAAAUGCUGGGUACACUGUUAUUUCGUUCAGUCAUUUGGAGUUUUCAUGAAUAUUUUACUGAAGUAGAUGCCACCUUAAAAUUCUGGUUUCCUGGCUAGCCUGUGAUCGUCGUGAGCUGAAUGGAAUAUGCGGAUGAUAAGACAAACUUUUAAUGCAGCAAAUAGCUGUGCAAUCCGUACUUUGGCCUUGAGUUGCUUAUUUGUCUAAUUUGAUAAUGUUGAAAGGUUUCUAUCUUUUUAAAGGUGACUAGAGUGAUAUGCGGAUGCUGAAAUACGUUCACACCUGUGGUAUUUUCAUAUGCAGUUAUUUUCGAAAAUGGCAGCCGUAAAAAUUUACAAUUUAGUUAAAACAAUGUUUUGUAAUUCACCAUAAUCUAUGUAGUAAUUAAAUGGGACUCUUGAAAUAUGUAAAUCCAAUAAGGAUCGCGCAUUUCUUGCUGGAAAUUUUUCUCAUAGAUAUAAGGUUUGUCUAAAAGCAUAUAAAUUAUAUUCAUUGCAAGAUAAUUUAUUGAAUUAUUUCAAUGUUCUCUAGGCGUUUAAUGUCUUGUCUAUAUUUGUUUCUGUUGAAGAUAAAAUCAUGUCUGAUGUGCUGAAUCGUGACGACGGAGCCUGCAGAGAAAAAUACUCUUAUUUGAAAGGAACACAAAAAAUUACAUUUCAGAGUGUGUCUGCUAUUUAUAACAGACCCUGGAAGGUUCUGGAGACAGUCACAUAACUCGAAAUAUACAAGGCACAUCUCGUCAACACUCACCCUCAAGCUGACGAGUGGAUGUCAUCCAUUCCCAGCUUGAGAAUAAUCUCUUGUAAUUGUGUGUGCCUGAGAUGCCUUUAGGAAGCAUAUCCGCUAGUUGAUUGUGUGUCAAGAUGCAUGGCAUACAAAUCAAAUUUCGUCUGUUCUCUUAUUCGAAUGGAACAACGAAAGUUACAUUUCAAAGGGAGUGGACACAUUCUCUUAUUCUCUUAUUCUCUUAUUCGGAAGGUUCUAGACACAGUCACGUAACUCAGAUAUACUAGACACAUCCUGUCAACAGUUUUUACACAUUAUCCUAUGUGUCUUACAUGCUAUAUUCCAAAUGACCCAUACGUUAUGCGUUUUGGAGUAUGAUUAUUUUUAUAUUAGUCAGAUGAUUAUUGGAAGCUUUCUUUGUUUUCUUCUGUGUUGACCUUGUCAUUUGUGAUUUCAGUGACUUGGCCGAUUGGUUGGGUGUUCGAGAUAUUGGGCUGUUCAAUUUUAAGCCUAGCGUGAGGCCUGUGCCGCUUGAAGUUCACAUACAGGCAAGCUAAUGCAUCUAUUAAUGGCCUCUUGUAUAUUUUUUAGAUGCGUCCUUAGUUUGUCAGUCAGAUACAAGCUACGGAAGCUGGACCUUCCACUUCACUUGUAUGAUUAUGUUAUGCUGGGCCAGACUUAUCGAUUUUACCUAACAAUUACUUUAACCUAGCUUCACGAACAUUUAUUCAGUUUUAUUAUCCAGAUGAUGCAAUAAGUAUCAAUGUUUGCUGGAUUCUGUUCAUUGUUCCUUCCAUUUUCCUUGGCCUUUUUGACAUUCAAUUUUUAUUGUUUGGUUUCCUUGUCAUGUGAGCCAUUUUCUGCAUAAUAAGCAUGUAUUGUGGAUAUUUAAAACCGACAAUAAUCUUGGGGUUUACUAAUCAUUAAUGUGUGGAACUUCAAAAGAUGUAAAAUUCUGUUUUUCUCUAGAUUUUUUGACUUGCGUAGAUAUUAUCAUAUUUUCGUAACUUGCGAAUUUGUGGGUUUCUGUAUGUGUAAUUGGUGCUAUAACUAUGCAAUCACAAGUAAAUUGCCCUUCAAAGGAAUUCUUUCACGAGUUAAUUCAGCAUCUGAUGUGUGAAAUCCUAAAUGCAUGUCCAACAAACAGGGUUAUCCAGGCAAAUUCUAUUGUCCAAGAAUGAACAGCAUGAAUAAACCUGCAUAUGCUGCUAUAUGUACACAUUCACCUUCAAAACCCGUCCUUAUUUUCGUUUCAUCUCGUCGGCAGACACGGCUUACUGCAUUAGAUCUCAUUCAGGUAUUAUUUUUCACCAAAUUCUGAGAACAAACUGGUCCACGGUUUCCUAUAAAAUGUGUUGGAAUCAGUUUCUUAGUUUGUGCAAACAUAAAUUUAGUUUGCAGCUUCAGAUGAACGGCCAAGGAAGUUUCUAAAUAUGCCAGAGGAAGUAUUGCAAAUGGUUAUUUCACAGAUAACCGACAGCAAUUUGAAGCACGUUUUACAAUUCGGAAUUGGGCUGCACCAUGCAGGACUUAAUGAUAAAGAUAGAUCUUUAGUUGAGGAACUCUUUGGAAAUAAUAGGAUCCAGGUAUUUUUUGACUCUAGUUAUUAGUUUCGUAUUAUUUCAUAAUAUUUUUCUUUUUCAGAAAAUAAAGAGAUUUCCUUUGUUUUGUCUUGGACGUAUUUUACGAGACACAGGUAUUGAUCAGUACAAGCACUCUGGCAUGGGGUGUGAACCUUCCUGCUCACUUGGUCAUCAUUAAGGUGAUGAUUUUUUGAGUUUAUUUUCCCAUAAUAAUACGUACUGUACAUCUGCCAUGGAAUAUUCAUUUCUUAGUGUGUGCAGGGGACAGAAUACUUUGAUGGAAAAGCAAAGCGAUAUGUUGAUUUUCCCAUAACAGACAUUCUGCAAAUGAUGGGCCGUGCAGGUCGACCACAAUUUGACCAACAUGGGAAAGCUGUAAUUCUAGUUCAUGAACCUAAAAAGAGCUUUUACAAGAAGGUCAGUAUGGAAUGGAUCUAAGUUGAGGCCUGACUUUUUUUUGAUUUUCUAUUCUAACACCUCUCAUCGUAUUUUCAGUUUCUUUAUGAACCGUUCCCAGUUGAAAGCAAUCUGAGGGAGCAUUUGCAUGAUCACAUGAAUGCAGAGAUUGUGUCUGGCACCAUAAGUCACAAGGAGGAUGCAAUCCAUUAUCUCACCUGGACUUACUUUUUUCGCCGAUUGGUAUUCAUUUUUCAUUUUUCCUCUACAUUGGGUGAACUGAUGGAACAUAGGGGAAACUUUUCUGUUUAGUUAAAAAUAUUGACUUGCCUCAUUUCACCUGCUUUUUCGGUAAAUAAAAUGAAUUGAAAUUGUGGAUGACCUUUAAAAAGCAUGUGUGUUUUUUUCCUGUAGAUGUCCUUGUUUUCCCCGAAUUUUUGUUCAUUAUCAUAUUUCUCAUACUCUUGACAAAUGAAGGUUAUAUCUGAAAAAUAUGUUUCUCCUCUGCACCUGGAAUGGAAAUGGUAGCUCGUAUAGUUGUUGGGCUGGUUCACUUGGCAUCCGUAGUGUUAGUGGAGACUAUUAUUUGCCAGAUUUAAUUUCCUUUACAUAAAACACAGAUUGAUGGUACUGGCUGCCAGCCGCUUGUUUACUUCUGUUACACAGAACAAGCCUUCUAUAUUAGGCUUUCCUCUAUUUUUCCGUUCUGUUCUCUUGUUAGGUGUAUUUACCUCUUUUUGUGUUUCCAUCAUUAGACCUUUCCAUAAAUACCGGAAAGGUCCAUUAUACGCCCAGUUUUACCUUUUCCUGCUUCCGCUGUAUCUCGAAACAACUUCGUCUGUCUUGACUAAAUCCCAUUCACUGUUCCUGCUACUGGUUCCAGCUCCUCGUUUUAUUUUGAUACAAUGCCUUUCUCUUUGAUAGAUUUCUCUCCUCCCUGAAGCAGCCAGGUGCUACCUGCUGCCAAAGAUAGGAAAGGUUUAUUUUUAUGUUUCUCUUUCUCCUGGUUUUUCAGUUUUGUUUUGCUUUUUUUCUUCUCUUUCCGUUUCAUAUUCUCUUUUCUUCCCUUUCUCCGUCCAUCUUUUAUUCCCCUAUUCUCUUGUUCCGCUUCUUCAUUUUUUACCCUACAUAUCUCCCUUGUAUCCCUCAUUUUGCUUUCGUUUUGCAUCUGUCUCAUUUCUGUUGCAUGUUUGGAUCAUCUUAUGUGGGAGACACCAGGCUUCUGAUCCAAAUCACUGAUAAAUCUUAUCCGAUAGCUUUUUUAAUUGAAUUUAUAUUGUGUCCAACGGAUUGUGGAUGCUUAGCUUUUAUCUCCAACCUGAUCUUUCUACCAUAUGGAAAGAGCACAGAUUACCUAAGAAACACAUUAGUUAUGAGCUCAUUGUUUCAUUUUCUAGACUAGGCUAUCCCUAAAAAGUCAUUUUGCUCAUGGUUUUCAGUCUUACGAAAUAUGCUUAGAUAGUGGGAUUAAAAAACGUGCAAAAUCUUCACACAAACAUUGGAACAAGGUUACAGUAACUUUGAGUUAAGUCUAUAAGGGUCACCAUUUUUUGGGCCACCAUCACUAGGCACUCUUAUGUCCUCAAUUUGAGAUUUUAGACUAGCGUCUCCAACAUCUAGUAACCCUAGAUGUUGAGGUAGAGGAGAGAACCAAAGGAGCAAAAAAAAUAAAAUUAAAAAACUAAGAAACCAUAGGGAGCCUAGUUGGGUCGUUCUACUCUUUUAUGAACCCUGAGCCUCAAGUGAGUCAAGGUCUAAAAGGCUCAAGUGACCUCAAGCUUCUCUUUGGGCCAAAUCCAACCUUCAUUUGGGCCGAAAUGAGUCCAAGGUUUACAGAGUUUAGUUGGUCUCUCGUGAGGCCGUUUGUAAAUGCAUGAAUAGUUUGAUUUCCUGAGCAAACAUAAGGAAUAGAAAUAUACCUAGAGUCAAGCUUCUCUUUGAUAAAAUGACGGCUUAUCUCAAUAUGCCUGAUUAUAUCAUACGGAAUUAUUAGCUAUAUUUAUAGCUGCACUAUUAUCAAUAAGGCUUCAGUGGAGGAUAGAUUGGAUAGCAACGUCAUGAAGGAGUAGUCGAAGCUUAAUCAACUUAGUCGAAUAAUGUGCCAUAGCUUUGUAUUUAGCUUCAUCCAUAGACGUGACCACAACUGUCUAUCUCUUGCUUUCCAUGUUACAAGGUUUUCACCAAGGUUGGUACACUAACCUACGGUAGGUCUCUGAUCAUCAUAGCAUCCAACCCAGUCUUCAUCUGGAAUAUCCCUCAAUGUGUAAGUGCUGAGACGUAGAAUGUAAUAUACUUCUGCCUAAAUUUGAUUUGAUGUACCACAAAAUCCGAUCCAUGACUUUCAUAGGUAAUGUCAGCUUGUGUAAGGAUUAAUGCGAAAGUUUUCCAAGAACCUUUUAUAUAUGCGUUUACACCAUCAGAUAGAAGUGUGCGCCCUUGUUUAUGCAGUAGAUGAUUCAUCUAAAUAGGAGUUUAGACAAGUUUACAGCCUAGUAGAGUGCAUAUUUUUGCUGACAUAUGUAAAUCCCUUCAUUAGAUUUAGUUACUUCAAUGCUAAGAAAGUACUUCAGGUUAACAAGAUCUUUGAUUUCAAACAACUUCCUUUUGAAGAUCUCCAUUCAAUAGAGCAUUUUCACAUCAACUUGGUCGAGGCUCCAUUGAUAUUGAGCACCUUGUCAAAGAUAAAUAUAAUAGAUUUGAGUUUUGCAAUAGGGGCAAAAGUUUCUUGGUAGUCUAAACCAUAUGUUUUUUACUAGUCUUGAAACUAUCAGUAGUUCCAUCUGUUUGAUACCUGAUAGUGAAUACCCAUUUUAAGCCAAGAGGCUUCUUCAAGAAUGUAGAGUCUUGAAACUAUCAGUAGUUCCUAUCGGAGGUUCUACAAGCUCUCAUAUUCUAUUUUUUGUAGAGCCCUCAUUUCAUCAUCCAUUGCAUGUAGCCACUUCGAAUCUUGUGCAGCCUCUGUGAAAAAACUCGGAAGAGAAGAGAAGGGUAAAGUAGAUACCAAAGCGUAGUAUGAGGGUCAAAGGUGAGAAUAUGACAUAUUCUUGGAUACAGGAUGCGUAGUACAAGUUCUCCCACCAUUCUUGAGAGCAGUAAGGAGAUCAAGAGGGUCAAUGGUAGGAUCGAGGGGUUGAUUACCAUUAUGUGAUGACAUAGAAUUAUCCUGUUAGAGGUAAAAAAUAUGACCAGCUCCAUGACUUUUUCUCCAAGAGUAGAUCAGUAGCUCUUUUCUUCAUGGGAUUACUUACCACUGGAGCAACUGCAUCACAAUGCGAUACAUCUCCAACAUUAGGCUCAAGUACAUGGAGAUAAUCAAAACAGGAUGGGUGAAAAUAGGACAAGAUGACAGCACAACUGUUCUCUCGACUUUAAAUCUCCCCUUGUGGAGAACUCUAUUUGAAUUGAAAGAAGAACUCGAUUUCAUUAAAUGUGAUAUCUUCAAGAAUAGAUUUCCUCUUAGUUUUUGCGUGAAAGCACUUAUGCCCUUCUUGAAGACGAGAAUAACGAAGGAGGAUACCUUUUAUGGCCUUGGGAUCAAGUUUAGAAGAUCUAGGUUAAAGACAAUGAAUAAAAUAGAGACAUCUAAACAUUUCAGAUAGAAGAUGAAAAAUAGGACCCUUAUGAAAGAGGAUCCUGAAAGGGGACUUAUUUUCAUGGACCCUAGAUGGCAUUCUAUUAAUAAUAUAGGAUGUGGUCAUAAUAGCUCUGCCCAAAAUGUUUUUUGAAGAUCAAGUUGAAAUAAUAGUGCUUGAGUUAUCUCCAAAAAUGUUUAUUUUUCCUCUCUCCAUCUCCAUUUUAUUGAGGUGUAUGCACCCACAAUGUCUCAUGCCGGAUGCCUUCGUCUUCAUGGAAAAUAUGAAAUUGUCUCUGUAUUUAUUAAUUUGCAUUAUCAGAUUAAACUCGUUUAACAUUGCAACCAUAUUGAUUUUGGAUCAUUUUACUGAAAAUCUGAUUACUAGGAGGAACCUCUGUCUUAGUCCCCGCGAAGUAAAUCCAAGUGUAAUAAGUGCAGUCAUCAAUGGAACUCAUAAAUACUUAUAGCCAUCCAUCAAUAACGGUGGAGAGGGUCCCCAUACCUCGAAAUGAAAAAGAUCAAAAGAGAAAGUAUUUUUACUACGGGAUAUAGGAAAUAGAUUAACAGUGUUUGAAGAUUUGACAAAAAUGACAUUCAGGAGACUUGGAAUUUUUUUGAGUGAACAGAGAUGGAAACAAAAUAUUUAAGAAACUAAAAGACAGAUACCCUAGACGGUGAUGUCAGUUAUGUAUCUCUUUGUUCUUCUAGUCGUUGUUCCGUGUAGUUUUUUCUGACUGAACUACUAAAUGAUAUCAUAUAUGCCACCUGAUUAUUUCUGACGAAGUUCAUGUAUAUCCCCUCAAAUCUCGACACCUACCAUCUCUUUAUCCUUGGAAGCGAGCAAAGCACCUAACUAGCUUAGAUUGGUGGAUUGGGCGUUGCUUGUUUUGUAUGGAUAUAGAUUUCCAAUUUUGAAGAUCAAGCUGUGAACAAAGUCCCUUAUGAGUUAGACAAUCCUAAGUAUAUUUUGUGUACUCACAUGAAGCUGGUGUGGCUUGCUCAUCGAGCAUAUAUAGCCUCCAUUUUCUUUUCUCAUUCCGAGUUGUGUGAUCAACUACAUAUCGUGAUUUCCUUUUAGAUUUUUUCAUGAUGUCUGUUUCUAAAAUUUAUGAUGAUUUCUUUGAAUCUUGUAUCUUUCAAUAUAAGAGCCAAUUGGAUAUCUUUCUAAACUGUCGCACCAACUGUUUCGAUUUGACAGGUUGUUAAUCCCGCCUACUAUGGUUUGGAGGACACUGAAGCUGAUACUGUUAACCUUUACUUGUCAAGGUACCAAUGUGAUAUCAUUGAAAUUAUGGCCAUAGGAUUUUGUUCUACGUGGCUCAUAUUUUUUCUUUGGGCAGGUUAGUGCAAAGCACUUUUGAAGACCUAGAAGAUGGUGGAUGCAUUAAGGUGACCGAGUAUUCUGUGGAACCUCUGAUGUUGGGAUCAAUAGCUUCCCAUUAUUAUCUCAGCUACAUGACCGUGUCAAUGUUUGGAUCAAACAUAGGACCAAAUACCUCGUUAGAAGUUAGUACCGAACUUAAAUUACUCUAACAUGUGUUAUUUUAUUUAGGUGUGUUUUUUUAAUAAAUUACCCUUACAUGAAAAUAGGUUUUCCUGAAUGUUCUUGCUGGUGCUUCUGAAUAUGAUGAACUUCCUGUGCGCCAUAAUGAGGUAAGCCACUUGUUCAUUUUAUGUGUUUUUGGUUCAAAUGUAGCAUAAAAAUCAUGAAUCAUGUCAAAUUAACCAAGGGUAUAUAAUAUUCUCCAUCUAGCAUGAAGAUGAAUGUGCACAGGAUUUGGAAGGCUACUUAUUGGAUUGGAUACUAGUUUUGUUGCGGUAUGUUGAAAUGGUGUAGUAUUAGACUAGAUGGAUGCUUUUGGACCACACACAUGUUUCCAUUGUCCACCAAACAAAAUGCAAAAGAUGGCUUAUACGUGACAUAGUUUCACAUUGCUUUUAAUUUGGAAGGUGAUGCAGACCACAUUUUGAAUGUUUUAGUACUGGAAUACGCAUUUCACUAAAAUGCAUAUGAAAGAAGAAAUUUUGAUUUUAGGGUAAAAAAGCUUCAUGCAUUUUGUGCAUCAAUGCAAGCCAAACAAACUUGGCAGGUCUGAAUUAUUGAAAUGUGUUUUAAAAUAAACACAUGCGGGCCAAAUGUGCUUUUAGGGUAAAAAAGGCUUCAUGUUGGGAAGAUUUUAUAAGUACUCUUCAAUAAAGCAGAAGACAAUCUGAAUUAUUUAGGCUUUAUUUUUAGGGUUUUCUAAAAUAAAGAACAGUGAACAAGCCUCUAGAUCACAUGACAGGCGGUGGAGAUUCACUUUAUUUUUGUAUCUUAAUUAAAAUGGUCAAUGCGAUUAGUUGGGAGCCACACAUGCGAGUCCACGUGACGGUGGUUAAUGGCAGGAGGUCUUUGUGAACUGUGGUUAGUUACGGCAGUUCAGCAUUCUUUGUCCCCCUCGUUAUCCCCCCCUCCUCCUAUCUCUCCUUCCACCCUUUUCCGGGUGGUGUAGGUUGCUGCCUAUCUUCCCCAUUCUUUUUUGUUCUUUAGAUCCUCCAUCAAAAUGCUAUGAUAUUUGUUAAAAGAUAUGACAUGUUUGUUGAUAACCACAAAUCUUAAUGCAUAAAUUAGUGCGUGUUUCUCCAAUCCUAAAUGAUUAGAGAACUGGUGCUACUCAUAAUUUUCAUUAUAAAGUUUCUCAUAACCUGAGUCCUUUUCCCAAAAAACACAGACUUUUACAAGGUUUGACUUCCGCCAUAUUCUGUAUAGCACUUUGUUCCAAUAUAUAGUGGAGCUACAGGUAAACAGACGGUUCACCCUCCCUAAUGUAAAUGGGAAGAAACAACAACCAUUUUUUUGGUAUUAAUGAUGAUGUUAUUUAUCCACGAAAAGAUUGUGUCAAAUGGUGGGUAUGCAUACUAGAUAUUAUUAGGCUUCACACUCUAGCUACUUGUAGACAAGCAUGAAAGAUAUGUUUGAUCCUUUACGUCUACCUCUAAUUUCAACAGCAGAGUAAAACUUGUAAUUCGUCUACUCAUUUUACCUGAUGUAUACAGAAAUACAUUUUGAAUGUAUUGAAUACAUGACCAUCUAAGCCACCAUGCACCAGUAGCUGUAAUCUUGUACCUAUUUCAGAUUAAAUCAAACUCCUUUUUAUCUCUAAAUUCUAAGGAUUCACCCAAUGAGUCGUCAUAUGAUUUAUCUAUUUACCUUUUUAUCAUUCAGGAAAACUAUAAUUCAGCGUUAUCUGAAAAGGUGAUGUACAAAGUUAACUUGGAUCAGCUUGAUGACCCACAUGUGAAAGCAAACUUACUUUUUCAGGUGAGUACUGUCUUCAAGAUUUAUCGAAGCAAUCUGAGGACUUCACUUUUUAUAUUAGAUGAUGCACAUUCUUUUUUCUCCCCUAAUAUCUUGUGAGUAUUUACAUCACAGGCUCAUUUUUCACGAUUGGAACUGCCUGUGACUGAUUACUACACAGAUCUAAAAUCAGUUCUGGACCAGAGCAUACGUAUCAUUCAGGGAAUGAUAGACAUAUGCGCAAAUAGUGGGUGGCUUGAAAGUGCAUUUACUUGUAUGCAUCUUUUGCAAAUGGUUAUGCAGGUUAUCCUUGUUUCACUCUUUGUUACUUCUAUAUCUGCUAUCUGUUUCUGUCAAAUUCCUGUAUAGAUUCCCAUAGGGGAUGAAUUUUUUUGUGGGCUGAUGCUUGGCAGAUCCAUUGUCUGCCCUUGGGACCAUGAUGUGGGCAUGACACAGUUUGUGGAUAAUUGGUUCACUUUCUCAUAAACUCUAGGGUUUUUCUAAUGGUAGAAAUUGCGUUCAUUCUUUCUGUCCUGAUACCUGCUUAGUGUAAGGUGUGUGUGGAAGUUAUAUUGUAUCGCAUUUCAUAAACGAAAUACAGUGUUGACAUCCUUUAUUCUGAUAUGUCUGGCAAAGUCAUUGAUUUCAACAUCAGAAGAUCCUAUCUGAAAAACAUCGACUAAGUGUGCACUGCAGGUGAUGUUUUGGAACUGAUGGGGGUUCUAGAUGACGGCAAAACAUGGUUGAACAAGCUCAUUAUUUGUGCUGGAGAAAUUUCAGGAUGUAAAAGUUCAAGUCAUUAUGUGGCAUGAGGCUGGUGAUUUUGAUGAAGUAGCAGGCAGUUAUUCUUUCUCUACAGUCUAUAAACUGGUUGCAUUAACCAUCUAAGCUUUUGAGUCUGCUUGUAACAAGUUAUUAAUGUAGAUGUGAAUGGACUAAAGAUCUUAUGUGUCAGAUUGUCUAAGACCAUGGUUUUAAGAUUCAUUAAAUUAGAUUGAGUUGGCCUAAAAAGGGUUGAUCUUCUGCUCUGCUUUUGACCUUUCACAUUCCUUAGUCUUUGAGAACAAAGGUUACGGUAGAGAAAGAAAGUAGGGAGUGAGAAGAAAGGACCUUCGGCACAAUGGAGAACAACAUGGUAGAGAAAAAAUUAGACCUAAUCGCAUGUUCCCAACUUUGUUCUGCACAGUAGCCUCUGAAUGUCAUUGCUACCGCAAUGACUAAUGCUACCAGCCAUGGCCGUUGUGAGCAUGGUCUAAAGAAUAUGUUUAGGCUUUCAGAUAGGCCAAGCCGAAUCGUUGACUAUGAAUCAACCAAGACGUGGCCAAUUCUGUAAUAUAAGGUAAUUAUGUGGUGUAUGUAUGCAUGUACAUACACGUGUGUGUGUGUUUCGUUCUUCCUUUUGAAUCGUGAUCGGAAAAUGUAGAUUCCAAACCGGAAAAUGCUGAACUGGGUUGAUAAUGGCUGAUUGUGUAGAGUAUGGAUGUGGGUGUGUGGUGUUAUUACAUGCAAGGGUUUUAGCGAGAUCAUCUGUGUUUUUUAGGUUAUUAAUCGUAUAGAGGUAAUACUUUUUUUACUUCCCCUUGGUUUGGAUACUUCACUGAAUAUCCUAAUGUUAUUAGAACUAGUUCCAAACUCUUAAUUGAGGAGUGCAAUUAGUUCAGUUGUUGAUACUAGGUAUGUUCCUAUGUUGUUUCUGUCUUUCCUGGGUUAGGUACAAACUUUUCGUUGUGACUUGUCUCCAAAGUGAUUGUUGCUUCAACCUGAAAAGAAAAAGGAUUACAACAAGAAGAUCUGUACCCUUUUAAGGUAAAUCCCACCAGAAGGUUCAAGUCUCUGUGGCUAAUAUUCGCAUGGGGGAAACUAUGUUUUGAAAAAAACCUGCAAGUUUAUAAUUCAAUUUGCCGACUUCUCGAGGAUCCACAGACGGGUUCCCGUUUUUAGAAUAUGAAGGGGAAAUAUGGAUUGCUGAACUCCAUUUUCUGGGUGCUAUAAAGAAAAUGAAGUUCACUGAGUUGUGAACUGAAAUCUGUAGAGAGUAGGUCGGUUGAGAUCCCUAGUUUUCGAUCCAGUGAAGUGGUCUGAUAGUUCCGAAGCUCCUCUUGCGUUUUUCUUUUGCAACAGCAAUAGCUUCACACACAAAAGCUCCAUUAAGCCUGUUCAUUACAUCCCUCUGGGGUACUUCUCUGAUUUCUGCAUGACCUAACGUGAUUAAUAUAUAUUUUCUGAAUAUCAUCCUGUUUCUUGUACAAUUUCUUGAUAGUAUUCAUGGAGAUAAUUAGUGGAUUGCCGGAUAUGAACAUCUGAAGGAGACUGUGCUUCAGAUGAUAUGUAAAGCAUAUGAAGACGGUGAUCACAAAGUGUAGUAGAGCAAGAUUGUUGGAGUAAAAUGUUUUCAUUCAAGGGAAUAAAUUUCCCCUUAAAAAUACUCAACAGAGAACUCGCCACAUGUGUAAAACUACGACUGCAAGGUUCUAUGCUAUGUUUUUUUGUGGGAUCUCCAUUUAGGCCAUUGAUCUUCUCGUCGUCACUUUAGGAGUCGCCCAAUUCCCAUGGAGGAUUUUUCUCAUAAAUAGCAAUAUCCUCUGAAUAGAUAGCGCUGGGUGUGGUAUGGUUUAUCCAGAAUUGGAGGAAACGAUCUGAAUUUCUUCAAUAAAACAUUUUUACUGGCUCUCCUGAGGGCAAUCUGAUGGGACAGUAAUGAAGUGUCCAGAUAUCCCGGGAGCACACUUAAGAUUCAGCUGUGAUUGCUGAGUUAACUCUAGAGGACCUCUCAAAACUCAAUUCGUAUUAGAGAUGUGUAUCUAUUGAGUAUUGAGUAUUCUUCUCUACAUUUAUCUCUGGCUGGUUUGGAAAACUUGUAGGAAUUUCUUUGCGCCAAGGACCUUUUUCCUUUCAUGAUUUUUUUAUGUUCUUCUGUUCCUGAGGAAUAAGUUAGCCCGGUUCUUUGAGCUGCCAGCUUGUUCCCUCUUUUUAUCUUCAAAGGUGUUGAGAACAGUCUUGCUUCUAAAGGCAUGAGUUUUCUCAACUUACAGAAAAUGGGCAUGAUCUACUUGUUUCAUGUUACAAAAUCUUACUGAUUACUUGCAUGGAAAAUGAACGAAUUUGUAUGCUGAAACCGUAGCUCUUUCAUUUCUGUUAAUUUUCCUGUGUUCAGGGUCUAUGGUUUGAGGACUGCUCGCUAUGGAUGCUACCAUGCAUGAAUCAAUCUCUCAUUAGUCACCUCAGAAAAAAUGGUAUUUCUAGCAUACAGGAACUACUGGAUCUUCCUAGGAAGAAUCUGCAGUUGCUUCUUCAACAAUCUUCUGGUCCUGAUUUAUAUCAGGUAUUUUUAUUGUCAUUUUCACUUGCUCAAUUUGUUUAUUUAGUUAAAAACAUACUAAUUAACAAUAUUUUUUAUGACGGGUGAAGAAUAUUCAGGAAAGGUUUAAAAUCACAUCCAUUACUGUGCGGAAAACACUUUUUUGGGGAUAUCAUGGUUCUGCACAUAAAUUUAAAAAGCAUUUCCUUCUGCCUCCCAAAAGCCUCCAUGAUCUCCAUUCGCGGAUGUAAUUUUGGAAUAUUUCUUACUUCCAGAGGCCUUCUUUUUGUUUUAUCCUAGUGUCGAACCUUAUGCAUGGCAGAAGCGCCAUCAAAUUGUCUAAUGAUUAAAAAUAAUGUUACAGCAAAGCUUUAUACUCUGUUGUCAGUCCGAUUCUUCUCUUUUGGGAGCAGUUUUUGUCUGGUAUGGAACAGAACGCCAAAAUAGGCAUCAUUAAAUUUUGUUUUCCUGAAUCAGUCCAAAAGUACAGAACAAGGGCUCUUAUCCACUUUCCAUUCAUGACUUUUCUCUCCUUCUGCCGAAAGGGAUUUAUUUUUUCAUUUUGAUGUAGAUUUCUUGAUUCAUACACUAACUAGUGAAUGAUGCGUAUCACGGAUCACUAAUUCAAAUCAUCGUAAUCGGUUUUCUAUUUCUGCAGGAUCUCCAGCACUUUCCACGUGUUCAAGUAAAAAUGAAGCUUCCUAAGAAGCAUAUUCAAGGGUCAGGGAAACGGCAUCUCAUCAUUAAUUUGGAAAGGAAGAACUUAAACCCCACAUCAAGAGCAUUCACUCCACAAUUCCCUAAGGUUUGCUUCCCCGGUGCCAUUUAACGGUUGGAUCAAAAUACUCAGGAUCCUUCUAGUCCAAUGAAUCAAAUAUUUUUAUAAACACGAUCUAGUUUAAUCGUCUAGGGAUGUGACAAUUUUAGAUGUAGAUUUGAAGUAUUACAUUCAUGUUUGUUAAUGUUUCAAGAGAGAUUGACUCCUAAUGAACAUAAUCAUGAUAUUUGGCAAAGAGUUAACAUUCUUUUUUAGAAUAGGUCUAUUAAUACACUUUUUCACGUUUGAUGCUCCUAUUGUUCUUGCGCCUGCGCGUUCUAACCUGUCUCUAUGUCAUGAUACAUUUUGACUGCAUUUUCUUGUAAAUCGUACACUCGGAGUUCUGUGGGUAAUAGAUCCUCUCCUGCUGUUUUUCGUCUUCAAGAUACUGACUUCUUCUCUGGGUACUCCAAUGGCCAUUUUUUCCUCCCGACGAAAGGAAGAAAAUCUCUUUGUGAGCGCAAAGAUUGAACGAGUCUGAGAUAUUAUCGAGUUUCAAUGAAUUUCCCCUUUUUGUUUUUGUUCGUUUUACAUGGUAGCGUCUAUCAGACGUAGCAGGACCUUAAGAACAAGUGGAUAGCACAAAGCAUAUGAAACUCGAUGGUACAUCUCAAACUAGUGCAGUCAUCAAGAAUAAGUGCCCAGAUGACCAGAUUAGUGGGUAAAUGAUUUCUGAAUUAACUUGUAUGAAAAGCAGCACUAGUCAGUGGGCUGUUCAUACAUCUAUCCUUUUAAAUGUCUAGAGCCAGUGGGUUUAUUACAUAUUCCAACAAAUUACAUGAGAAAACAAUGCCCAUGCCUAAGACAACGGUAGUUUCGAAAUCAAGCCAUCUCUCUUCCCGGGAAUGAAAGGCUCUCUGCUCUUCUCUUGUCAGCCCAAGUGGAGAUGAUCCAUUCUGAUGAGUCAACCCCUGUGGUGCAUGAAUGAGUGAAUUUCUUGAGGCCAACUUGCUGAGUCUCCCAUCAGUAGACUACCCAGUUUGUUGAACGAUGGUCUUCUCCUUCAUUGUCUACCCUAUCAUGGUGGAGAGACAGAACUUGCACUAGGAUGGGCAUGAUGGAGUAUUUGAGACGCACUCAGUUUUAUUUUAGGCUCUCUUAUAAACCUUGGAAAUAUAACAAGUCGAGAGGAAGGUCAGGCAGGGUAUUUGUGACCCAGUUUUUUACGCAAUUAGGAGUGAGAUCAUUUAUCAUUAAUUAUUUCAAUUUAUUGAAUAAUAUUUAAAAUUAUAGUUGACAGAUAUUUAUAAAAUUGCACCGUAGAUAAUCUUGUUUAAAGGGUGAAAUUGUAGUCUUUGAGACUUACUAGUUUCCACAUUAUGGUUUGAAAAAUACUCGGAUUAAAAAUGUGAAUGGCAUCUUUGAGAUCUAAGAUAUUGAACGUUCCCUUUUGCUUUGUUCGUCUGAAAACCUAACGAGAUGAAACUUCAAUAAAUCUUCCUCCAAAAAGGAAAUGAAGAACUGCAGCAGAAAGCUCCAUGAUUUCUGUGAGAAUGCAAUUUCUGAUUAUGUUUGCUGUUUCCCUUUCCCCGCAUGUAGUUUAUUUUUUCCUGUUUGAGAUAUUUUCUGGCCUGAUCGCCAACUGUGCUCCGAUGAAUCCCGUUUGCGCCGGCCGUCUUCUCGUUGACCACGCACCUUGGCUGUUUCUGACUUUUCCCGAGGGUUUUGAUUGUCCAGGUGAAAGAUGAAGCAUGGUGGGUCGUUUUGGGCAACCCCAACACGUCAGAACUUUUCAGUCUGAAGAGAUUGAGCUUCUCCAAUAGCUUGGUUACGAGCAUGGACCUGCCGCAGGAACCGGCUGGUCUGCAGGUGAAAUGUCUUGCCUGUUCUCAGCUCACAGCUCCUCCCGCCUCCACACCUACCCAACCUUGCUCCUCCUCAUUUCAGGAUCUGAAGCUGUUCCUGGUCUCCGAUUGUUACAUCGGAUUUGAUAAAGAGUACACCAUCGGUGACCUUGUCUGA
Messenger RNA from Spirodela intermedia, 43655 nucleotides. Lineage: Eukaryota; Viridiplantae; Streptophyta; Magnoliopsida; Alismatales; Araceae. The record is from the annotation of a GenBank genome assembly.